AAUCCUAGUAAGAGCAGUUCCUGGAGGUGUGCUUUGACCAGGAGACGCGCAGUGACUCGCAUCUCUUCUCUCCCUGUGCAGUGGGUUAUCAUCGAACAGGCAUGCUAUACGUACUCCUUGGUGGUGGUGCCGCUCUACGACACGCUGGGAACUGAAGCUAUUACUUACAUUGUGAACAAAGCUGACUUGUCAUUGGUUUUCUGUGACAAACCUGACAAGGCCAAGCUUCUGCUAACCAGUGUGGAAAAGGGGGAGACUCCAGUCCUCAACACCAUUGUUAUCAUGGAGCCUUUUGGUGUAGACCUUGUGGAACGUGGCAAAAAGUGUGGGGUAGAAAUCUUCAGCAUGAGAGAAAUAGAGGAGCUGGGAAGAGUACACAGGCAAAAACCUAUGCCUCCAAAGCCAGAAGAUCUAGCAGUGAUCUGUUUCACCAGUGGAACGACAGGAAACCCCAAAGGAGCUAUGAUAACUCAUCAAAACAUAGUCAGCAAUACUUCAGCUUUUGUGAAAGCUACAGAGAGUGCAUUUUUAUUGAAUCCCAGUGAUACACACUAUUCCUUUUUGCCUCUUGCACACAUGUUUGAAAGGUUGGUUGAGUGUGUGGUUCUAUGCCAUGGAGCUCGGAUAGGAUUCUUCCAAGGGGAUAUCAGGCUACUUAUGGAUGACCUAAAAACGCUGCAGCCAACUGUAUUUCCUGUAGUACCGCGACUGUUGAACAGAAUGUUUGACAGGAUUUUUGGACAGGCAAAUACAUCACUGAAGAGGUGGAUGCUGGAUUUUGCUUCAAAGAGGAAAGAAGCAGAACUGAGAAGUGGUAUAAUAAGAAAUAACAGUUUCUGGGAUAAACUUAUCUUCCGCAAAAUACAGGCAAGUUUAGGAGGAAAAGUAAGGCUGAUGGUCACGGGAGCAGCACCUGUAUCUGCAAGCGUCCUGACCUUCCUAAGAACAGCUCUAGGUUGUCAGUUCUAUGAGGGUUACGGACAGACUGAAUGCACAGCUGGAUGUUCGCUGUCACUGCCUGGUGACUGGACAGCAGGUCAUGUUGGAGCUCCGAUGCCGUGUAAUAAGGUAAAGCUUGUUGAUGUAGAAGAAAUGAAUUACUUGGCUGCCAAAGGAGAGGGUGAGGUGUGUGUGAAAGGGCCAAACGUCUUUUCUGGUUAUUUGAAAGAUCCAGAGAAAACAGCAGAGGCUCUUGACAAAGAUGGCUGGCUUCAUACAGGAGAUAUUGGGAAAUGGCUACCUAAUGGUACACUGAAGAUCAUUGACCGGAAAAAACACAUAUUUAAACUGGCCCAGGGAGAGUACAUAGCACCAGAGAAAAUAGAGAAUGUGUACCUGAGAAGUGAACCUCUUGCUCAGGUGUUUGUCCAUGGAGAGAGCCUGCAGGCCUUCUUAAUAGCUGUUGUGGUACCUGAUCCAGAGACUUUGAGCAAUUGGGCCAAGAAAAGGGGAUUUGAAGGUUCAUACGAAGAGCUAUGCAGAAACAAGGACCUCAAAAAUCUCAUUCUGGAAGACAUGGUGAGAAUUGGGAAAGAAUUUGGCUUGAAGUCAUUUGAACAGGUCAAAGACAUUGCCCUACAUCCAGAAAUGUUUUCCAUUGAAAAUGGGCUGCUGACACCAACACUGAAGGCCAAGAGACCAGAACUACGAAAAUAUUUCAAGUCACAGAUAGAUGAACUCUAUGCUAAUGCCAAAAUGUAACUGAGAAUGGAUUGAGGAAAGUGGCACACAUCUGAUGUCUACUGUUGACCUUCAUAUCUGUAAUUCGACUACAGCAAACAUAAGGAAGGAAACUGUGCAAUCAUUAACUUGUACAACAAUGGGUACUUGCCAUAGGAACAUUGAAGAAAUGGAACACUGCCUUACUGUCAAGUUGUGUUGCAUAUUGUUUUUAUGGUGACCUGCAAUUUCCAAAAAAGAGCCUUAACUAUAAAAUGGUAACUAUGUGUAAGUUAUUUAAGAUUUACUUGGCCAAAAAUGGGACUCUCCUUAACCAAGGAGCUAAGGUAUUUUUUUCUUAUUAUUGCCAGCAUGUUUGCUGUCUGCAGUGUAUCUUGCGGUUGUCAACCCCAAACGGAUUUGGUAGGUUUGAAACACCUCUAAGUAUGUUGCACCCGGGG
Molecule: messenger RNA, 2120 nt
Organism: Tinamus guttatus (white-throated tinamou)
Lineage: Eukaryota; Metazoa; Chordata; Aves; Tinamiformes; Tinamidae
Source: RefSeq, a predicted model, not a curated record